Molecule: messenger RNA, 1037 nt
Organism: Trichomycterus rosablanca
Lineage: Eukaryota; Metazoa; Chordata; Actinopteri; Siluriformes; Trichomycteridae
Gene: rem2
Product: RAS (RAD and GEM)-like GTP binding 2
Exons: 5
Coding region: 1-906 (301 amino acids)
Cellular component (GO): plasma membrane
Molecular function (GO): GTP binding; calcium channel regulator activity; GTPase activity
Source: RefSeq, a predicted model, not a curated record
AUGUCGGAACAGGUUUAUGGCUUGACUUUAUCCGCUGCGCCCCCAAUUCGCAGAGGAAGCACGCCGCUACCAGUAAAGCACCUGCUCAGACGGGAGGAAGCGGUCUCGGAGGAUUAUGACUGGAUGCCAGGGCUGGAUGAGCCCGUCGCUCCACCCAGCAGCAGCAUCGAUAACCAGGAUACGCCGCUUCUUUUAAAAGUUCCAGAGCAAAAGUACCAUGGGCCGCUGCGAAUCGUCUUGCUGGGACAGAACGGUGUUGGCAAAUCCUCGUUGGCCCUCUCUCUCGCUGGUCUGUCCGACAGAUCACUUUCGAUCGAUUCUGAAACCCAAACAACAGAUGAGGGCUAUCAGCGAAGGGUGACAGUAGAUGAUGAAGAUAGCUCCAUUUUGGUUUAUGACAAUUGGAAACAGGACCUUUCCGCCCUGCAGUGCGAGGUCUGCAUACUAGUCUUCUCGGUGACGGACCGUCGUAGCUUCCACCGCGUGGCUCAGCUGCGCCUGCUGCUGAGAGAAGGCCAACCCAACACUCCCUUAAUCCUUGUGGGCAACAAGAGUGACCUGGUGCGCUCGCGUGAGAUCAGCACAGAGGAAGCCCACCACUGCGCGAUGAUGUUCGGCUGUAUGUAUCUGGAGCUGUCAGUCUCGCUGGAGCACGGCACUAAUGAGCUGCUGGAGGCAGCGGUGAGGGCUGCCAGGGGCUAUGGACUGGGACCGGGGUGGGCCGAGCAGGCACCUAUCAGAGCCCGGCGUGAGAGCAUCACCACCAGGGCCAGGCGCUUCCUGUCAGGGCUGGUGCCGCGCUCGCACCACGGCCGAGAGCGCCUCCACGAUCAGGAGCGACACAGAGGCAGGUGCAUGUCGCGCCAGAAAUCUCGCUCCUGUCAUGAUCUCAGCGCCCUGAUGUGAAGGCUGAAGUGGAGAUGGGGAAGAGAAUGGGAGAAGAGACUGGGAUAAUGACAGAGCGAGGGGAAGCGAAUAUCAAGCCACUUUUGUUUUUUACAUACUGUCAGUGCAUAUCUCCACUGUAAAUUUUAAUA